AUGACUGCUGCCUAUUCGGUAGCACAGCCUGUGCGCUGUAUGGCGUUGACAGAUGUCCCAAUGCGAGAUGUCGAUCUCAUCGUCUUUUGUGGAGAGAACCCGGAACGUCUCAAGGCCGUUCUCACUGAAGUAGACGAAGACUUCUACCUCGUGCCCUCUAGAAGCAGAACUGCGGAUUAUGAGGUGUUAUGGUGUGCGCUUCCCACAGAGGAUGAGGAUACACCGCGUGGGUGCAAAGUUGAUAUCCUCGUCCCUGGCCUCCUGGAGAUCCCAGACAUCCCCACUGAACAUAUCGAAGACAGAGACGGUUUACCAGUCAUGCCACUCCUACCACUGCUCAUGAUGAAGCUGAAAGGGUGGUUCGAUCAUCGCAAUUCUAGCCGCCCGGACAUGCGGGAUAAACAAGUUGUCGAUGUGGUGGACAUUGAUGAGCUCCUUGCUAUUAGCUGCGAUUAUAGCACUCAUAUCCGCAAUGACGAAUUAUGGUGGCUCCCUGAAGACUUCAUCACUACGACCCAAGAUCGCGUUUAUGAGUACGUAGAAGAUUUCCCAGACUCGGCGUUGUACUGGCAGAACCUUGGAUUCCAACCCUUUUGA
Molecule: messenger RNA, 597 nt
Organism: Fibroporia radiculosa
Lineage: Eukaryota; Fungi; Basidiomycota; Agaricomycetes; Polyporales; Fibroporiaceae
Exons: 2
Coding region: 1-597 (198 amino acids)
Source: RefSeq, a predicted model, not a curated record